Oncorhynchus gorbuscha (pink salmon) is the source of this 429-nucleotide messenger RNA. RefSeq names its product cilia- and flagella-associated protein 251-like. The record is from RefSeq and is a predicted model, not a curated record. NCBI's taxonomy places the organism in Eukaryota, Metazoa, Chordata, Actinopteri, Salmoniformes, Salmonidae. Bases 9 to 413 code for a protein of 134 amino acids. The transcript has 2 exons.
UUCAGUACAUGCCUCAUAGCUCCAGUCUCAAACUUAAGCCCGUUCCUGCUGAAGAAGAGGAGAAGGAAGCUCUCGUGAAAGAGGAGGCAGAGGAGUCUGUUACAAUGCAAAAACAAGUAGAGGUUGAGGCUGUUACUGUGAAAGAAGAAGAGAAAGACGUUUCAGUUAAAGAAGGGGAAGACUCGUUCAGAGUGAAAGAGGAGGAGGAGGACGGCGUUUUAGUGAAAGAAGAGGAGCGGGAGGUGACUGUCUCAUCGAACAAUGAAGAAGAGGAGGAAACUGGAUAUCUAGGCCCGGUUUCCCAAACGCAUCUUAAGGCGUCUGAUGGUUUUAACGAUGAACGGGCCCUGAUUAACACAACCUUACUCUCCUCUGAAGACUCAGUGAGAGAGCUGUUGAGGAACUGGUUAUGAAGAACACUUCUACAGC